UCUCGUCGUUCCUUCCCAAAUACAAAGUUCGCUCUCUCCGCUCGUUGCACUCUCAAACUUGGAAUCGAAACUCUCUCUCACCGAAUCCACAUUCUCUCCCCGUAACCCCAGUCAUGUAUGGCGGCGACGAAGUAUCAGCAAUAGUGAUUGACCUGGGUUCGCAUACAUGCAAAGCUGGUUACGCUGGAGAAGAUGCGCCCAAGGCCGUGUUUCCCUCUGUUGUUGGUGCAAUUGAUCAAAUGGACAUUGAUGGACCUGGUGAUGCUGAUGAGAACUCACGAGCCGGUGUGGAUUUACAAAACAAUGCCAAAAAUCUUGAUUCUGACAAAACCAAGGGGAAAUGCAAACUUUAUGUAGGAUCUCAAUCAUUAGGAUACCGCAGAGACUAUAUGGAGGUACUGUCGCCAUUAAAGAAUGGAGUUGUUGUUGACUGGAAUAUUGUAGACAACAUAUGGGAUCAUGCUUUGAGGGAAUGCCUACUAGUUGAUCCGAAAGAGCGUCCAAUGCUACUUGCUGAACCAUGUUCCAACACUCAAGAACAGAGAGAAAGGACAGCAGAACUUAUGUUUGAAAAAUACAAAGUACCAGCAUUGUUUUUGGCCAAGAAUGCUGUUCUCUCAUCUUUUGCAUCAGGGCGUGCUACAUCAUUAGUUGUUGAUAGUGGUGGAGGAUCAACCACAGUCGUACCAGUACUUGAUGGUUAUGUUCUUCAAAAGGCUGUGAUAACUUCUCCUAUUGGAGGAGAAUUUCUGACAGAUUGCUUGAUGAAAAGUUUGGAAGGCAAAGGUAUCACAAUAAGACCUCGGUAUUCAUUCAAGAAAAAAGAAAUACGGCCUGGAAAUCUUCAGACUGUAAACCUUGAUUUCCCUCAUACAACUGAAAGCUACAAACUCUAUUCCCAGAGGGUAAUUGCUAGUGAUAUCAAGGAAUGUGUUUGCCGAACUCCAGAUGCUCCAUAUGAUGAGAGUUCAUAUUCUAACAUUCCAAUGACCCCAUAUGAGCUUCCUGAUGGCCAAAUAAUCGAAGUUGGAUCCGACAGAUUCAAGAUUCCUGAUAUUCUUUUUAAUCCAUCAUUGGUUCAGACAAUCCCUGGCAUGGAGAGUUUUGCAGAAAUUUCUCCUUCAAUUCGUGGUCUCCCUAAAAUGAUUAUAGAGAGCAUUAAUAAGUGUGAUGUGGACAUUCGAAGAGAACUAUUUAGUACCAUAAUGCUUACUGGUGGUACAGCUUCAAUGCAACAAUUGAAGGAACGCAUUGAGAAAGACUUGCUAGAGGAGUCCCCUCAAGCUGCUAGAGUAAAAGUAUUUGCCAGUGGAAAUGCGACUGAAAGAAGGUUCAGUGUUUGGAUAGGAGGCAGUAUAUUGGCUUCUCUUGGCUCCUUCCAGCAGAUGUGGUUCUCCAAGUCUGAGUACGAAGAACAAGGUGCUUCUUAUAUCCAAAGAAAGUGCCCUUGAGUUUCUU
Messenger RNA from Abrus precatorius (Indian licorice), 1458 nucleotides. Its product is annotated as actin-related protein 4-like. Gene Ontology annotation, molecular function: chromatin binding. Bases 114 to 1451 code for a protein of 445 amino acids. Gene Ontology annotation, cellular component: SWI/SNF complex; NuA4 histone acetyltransferase complex. The record is from RefSeq and is a predicted model, not a curated record. The transcript has 20 exons. Gene Ontology annotation, biological process: regulation of transcription by RNA polymerase II. NCBI's taxonomy places the organism in Eukaryota, Viridiplantae, Streptophyta, Magnoliopsida, Fabales, Fabaceae.